Molecule: messenger RNA, 5675 nt
Organism: Scylla paramamosain (green mud crab)
Lineage: Eukaryota; Metazoa; Arthropoda; Malacostraca; Decapoda; Portunidae
Exons: 20
Coding region: 164-3940 (1258 amino acids)
Biological process (GO): serotonin biosynthetic process; catecholamine metabolic process; amino acid metabolic process
Cellular component (GO): cytoplasm
Molecular function (GO): aromatic-L-amino-acid decarboxylase activity; pyridoxal phosphate binding
Source: RefSeq, a predicted model, not a curated record
UGCCAGUCUCUCACACAUAUAUUCCCUCACUCGCUUGCUCUCGCGCAGACUGGCGGGCAGCCGUGGCGAGCGAACGUUCACGCAUCCCUCUCCCUCUCUCUUCCUGUGUUACUCCCUGCCAUAAUCUCCCACUGCAUCUACCCUUCACAAGCCAGUAAGCAUAAUGGAGGGAGAGGAGUUUCGCCAAGCUUCCAAGGAGAUCACUGACUUUAUCAUCAGUUAUCUGGACAACAUCAGAGACAGGCGUGUGCUGCCGAAGGUGGAACCCGGUUAUCUGCGCCCCCUCCUACCUGACGCGGCGCCUGAUACCCCAGACUCUUGGCAGGAUGUGAUGAAGGAUAUAGAAAGGGUUAUCAUGCCCGGGGUAACUCACUGGCACUCACCUCAGUUCCACGCUUAUUUUCCUACUGCCAACACCUUUCCUUCUAUUUUGGCGGACAUGCUAAGUGCUGCUAUUGGUUGCAUUGGGUUCUCCUGGAUCUCGUCGCCAGCCUGCACGGAACUUGAGGUGGUCAUGAUGGACUGGUUAGGGAAGCUGAUUGGCCUGCCUCCUGUGUUUCUGGCGUCCUCAGGUGGUCCAGGUGGCGGCGUGAUACAGGGCACAGCGAGCGAGGCGACACUGGUGGCGAUGCUGGCAGCGAAGGCGAAGGUCCUAGAUCAGAUGGGAGAGAAGGGCAAGGGAAUUGAACUCGGGGACAGGUCUCACACACUGGUGGCUUACUUCUCAGAAGAGGCUCAUUCCUCAGUGGAGCGGGCGUGCAUGCUGGCCAGCGUCACUCCCAGGAAGGUGAAGGUGGAUGACCAACACGCCCUCAGAGGAGACCCACUGAAGGAGGCGGUGAAGGAGGACAAGAAGAAAGGUCUUAUUCCCUUCAUGGUGGUCAGCACGAUGGGCACAACUGGCCUGUGUGCCUUUGACAACUUGAGAGAGAUCGGCGAGGUGGCGCGGGAGUUUGGUCUUUGGCACCACGUGGACGCUGCCUACGCUGGCGCCUCUCUGGUGUGUGAGGAGUUCCGCUACCUGGCUGAUGGAGUGGAGCUUGCGGACAGCUUUGAUUUUAACCCCCACAAAUGGCUCCUUGUUAAUUUCGACUGCUCUGCCAUGUGGCUGCAGGACUCGAGGUACGUGGUGAACGCCUUCAGUGUGGACCCUUUGUACCUCAAGCACGACUACCAGGGCCAGAUUCCAGACUACAGGCACUGGCAGAUUCCACUGGGACGCCGGUUUCGCUCCCUCAAGCUGUGGUUUGUGAUGCGUCUGUACGGAAAGCAAGGACUACAGGCUCACAUUAGGAAGCAGGUCUCCCUUGCACACCAGUUCGAAGACCACGUGAAGUCUGACCCACGCUUCAUAGUAACGCACCCCGUGACCGUGGGACUCGUGUGCUUCCGGCUGGACGCAGACAAUGAGGUGAAUGAGAACCUGCUGAAGAGGAUCAACGCAUCGGGGGUCAUCCAUCUGGUGCCGGACAAGCAUCACGACUUCUUCUACCUCAGGUUCGUAGUGUGUUCCCGCCUGACAGAGGAGAAAGAUGUUGAGUUGGCGUGGCGUGAGGUGGCCAGGCAGGCAGACUUGGUGAUGCAGUGUGGCCCGUCAGGACAAGACAUGUUUUCUGCCAGGCUCAUCAGGAAGAAGGUCGAGAAGGCAGGGUCAACAAGGGUCAGCGGGGAGAAGAAGACUGCGAAAAGGAAAAGGAAGAAUGACAAGGUAGCCAACAAGCCACAAGCCGUCAGAAGCAAGAGGCUGCGGAUGGCGUCUACCGGUGCUGGUGGUUUUGCUGCCGUCACCACCACCACUGCCGCUCACCAGGACACCAGUACCGACACAGAUAUCAACAAGAACAAGGUCACUCGCUCAACACUCAACAACAACAAGAACAACAACACAGCAAACAAGAAGAAAGACAAGCAGACAAAGAGGAAAAAACACAAGAAUCUCAAGAAGAAAAAGGAAGGCAACACAGCAAGGGGGAACAAGUCAACGAGAGUCCCUGUGCUGUACAAGAACAGUGAGAGAGACAGCCAACACUUGUGCUAUGAUUCAGAGACUAGCAUUGCGUCCUUAGAGAGGGAGAACCACCAGGAUACCUUUGAUUUAGAGGGCAGUUUCACAUCUAUGAAGGUAAGAAAGGACCAGCAGAAGACUCAAGAUUUAGAGAACAGUUUCACAUCCCUUGAGAGAGAGAACCACCAAGAUUCAGCAAACAGUUUCACGUCUGUAGCUGCAAGAGGUGGCCACUGGAAGACCCAAGACUCCAGCAGUAUGGCCAGCAAGAAACACAGAUACAAGGCCAUGGAGACACAGCAGCAGGAUGAAAUGAAUGCAAGUCUUGUGGGGGAGUGCCUCACGUCGACAGCCACAGAGAGAGGUAGUGUAGUGGCAGCCCUCGCUGAAGACACCACACUCUACCUGCACGGGUGUGUGGUGGUGCGGCCUCUCCUGGGCUCUGUUGAGAUCCUGGGCUAUGUUCUGCAGCAGGGGGAAAGCCAGGCCAUCUACUCCCUGCCGUCCAUAUCCCUGCUUGGCGUGACGGCGCAGGACUGUGUGGAGGUGGAGGCAGGGAGUGAUGUUCUGCAGGGUCUUCCAUCAGCCUGGGUGGAGGAUUUGGUGCAGAGGGACACCAAAGUAACAAUCCUGGAGGUCCUGCCACACUCCUCCCCACGUGUCAACUUCCUGGUGAGUGCCGGCUGGGGGUCGCUCGGCAAGCCCUGGAACUGGCAGAAGCCAUGGCACAGUGUUGGUGCCUCUGUGGUCACCCCCCGCAAUUGCUUCAAGACACGCAUCACUCACAUUCGGCCUGAGUGGAGGGAGGCGGCGCAGACUGUGGCAACCAACUGGGGCUGUGGUGCAGUGCCCCGUGUGGUGGUGUGUGGUGGGAAGGGUGUUGGCAAGAGCACCUUUUUCAAGUACCUGGCUAACACCCUCAUCAGCACCCAGCCAGACACAGGCAUCCUCUGUCUUGACUUCGACCCAGGACAGCCUGAACUCUCCCUGCCCACCUCCCUGUCCCUCACACACCUCACCAAGCCUCUGCUGGGCCCAGCCUUCACCCACAAUCUAGAGGAGGUGUCCCUGCACCACAGACACAUUCUGGUGGGUGCGGUGAGCCCACAGUUUGUCCUGGAGGAGUACGUGAGUGCGGUGCAGGAGUUGUGCAAGACGGCCGGGGGCAUAGAGGGUGAUUUACCACUGCUGGUCAACACAAUGGGCUGGACUCAGGGCACGGGACUCGGGCUUAUGCUGGACGUGUUGCGUCUGGUGCAGCCCACACAUGUCAUUCAGAUACAGGACCGCCGGGAUGCCAGGAACUACCCCUUCCCUCUAGACGCGGGUGCUGUCAGCACAGCGAGGGGUGGCAUAGCCACACAUGGCGACACAGAGAUGCACUACAGCUUGACGCUGCUGCCCAGUGCCGGCCCAGGGGCUGCAGCGCCAAACAUGGCCCAGCCCAAGGUGCAGCGCGAGCUGAGGGUGCUGGCUGAGGCAGGGCGGGCGGCGGAGACCGGCCAUCACAUCACAGUGCCGUGGGGCAAGGUGGCCCUGCAUGUGUGUGAGGAACAAGUGCCCAGGGAACGCAUCCUUCAGGCACUCAAUGCCCAACUGGUGGCCCUGUGCCACGUGGAGCCCGCCAACCUGCAUACACUGCAGGACAACCUGCCCCAGCUACUGGCAACACACACAGGCUUUGGUGACCUGCUGGGCUGGGCCGUGGUGAUGGGCGUCGACUCCCUCACUGGCGACCUGCACCUGGCCACCAACCUGCCACCCCAGCAGGUCACUCAGGAGGUCAAUGCUCUCAUCAUGCCCAGGAUACACCUGCCUGCCUCCUUCUACAAGCUGUUUUGUGUGGGCAUGGGGCCAUACCUGGAGGAGGGGAGCCGGGAGGGGGCAGGCAGGCUGAGGGUGGGGCGCAAAAUCAAGCCGAGAGGACCCAAGUAGUGAUAGGAUGCAGGAUGAAGCCAAGAGGACCCAGACACCAACAGGCAGGACACUGGAGGGUUUGCUGUGAGCUGGAUCAACGGGACGUGGGGUUCAGUACAAUUUAUCUCGGCAAAUCACAAAAUUUUUAUUUCUGGUGGAAAAUUAAGUUUAUUCUCCUAAAACACUAUAUUUUUCACUCCUUUUGGCUGAAAAUUAAGAUUACUUCAGGAAAAAACACUCAAUUUUUCACUCUCUUAUAGGCAAUUAAGUCCAGUUUAUUGCAGCUAAACGAUAUAUUUCAUUUGUGAUGGGAAGUUAAGUUUAUACCAGUUUAUUUCAACAAAAGCUUUAAAUUUUGAUCCUGACAAGGAAUGAAGCACAGUGUAUUGCAGCCAAACACUAGCUAUCUCUCUUCAGGCAGAAAAUUAAGUUUAUUUUUUCACUCACAGGGAAUUAUUUAUUUGUUUUAUUGUAUUUAUUUGUGCAUUUUUUUAUGUAAGAGGGGGACUGGCCACGGGCAACACAAGAGUGACAAGAAAAGCCCACAGAGGUGCCAGUCUCAGAAGAAAGGUUAAAAAGACUUGCAGGAUAAAUACAGAAGACUUUAAUUUUUCACUCCUACAGGGAACCGAGGACAGCUUGAUGAUGCAGCAGAACACUCUUACUCUUCAGCCAGAAAAUUAAGUUUGUUCCAGUAAAACGCUUUAUUUUCAUUCUUUUUUGGGGGGAAAAUUAAGUGUAUUGUAUUAGAACCCUUUAUUUUUCACUCUGAGGGACUCCAGUACAGUUUACUUCAAGCAAAUCUUGUGUCUGCACGAUGAAUCAGUACUUUCCUGCAUCAUCAGACUUACAGUGCAUUCAAUCUUUCAUUAUACAUCAAAUAAAUAAAUAUUGCAGGGAGAUAAGUACAGUUUACUACAAAGCACUGCCUCUUUUGUACCAUUUUUGCAGUAUUUAAAUUUAUAUCAACAUUACCUUCAACCCUUUCACUGUAAGAUCAUUGUCCUCAUCAACAUAAACACCUGUAACUUUCUGUACACUUAUUUUUGGUCUUCAGUCUCUCGUACAACUUGGAGACAAAAUUUACUUUCAUUUCUGUAUAUUUUUUUAAUCUUUUCAGGUGUACUCAAAUUUGUAUCUUGGGCCUUCUUUGUCACUUUAUUUUAUCCUCAUACUCAUAAACAUCACUAAUUUUCUAAGCACUUCUCCUUGCUACAAUUUCUUAAACUACCUAGAAACACUAAAUUUACUUUCCAUUCUGUAUUUUUAUUGUUCUCACCUGUAUUCAGUUUUAUAUAUUCAGUUAAAGAAUGUUAUUAUUUUUUUUUAUUAUUAUUAUAAUUUUUUUUUUCAGUCACUUGUAGAUUAAAAAAUGUUGUAUUAUAUUUUUCUGUAUCAAUUAGAGGUACUUUUAAAUUUUAAAAUGUGAUUUAUAUAUUUAUUUGUUUCAUUUUCUGUAUUUAUUUUUAUUUAUUCAUUUUAUUUAUUUAUUUAUUUUUUUAUGAGACUUGCAAAUUAAGGAACAGUUUGUGAUACAGUAAUUUCUUCCAUCAAUUAAACCCAGUUGUAAAUAAGAAAACAAGUGAUCAAUUUAUUCAUUUAUUUGUUUUCUUAUACCAACGAAAGACCUUUAUAGUUUAAGGAAUAUUGUGUGAUAUUUUUUCCACCAGUUAAAGAAUGUUAUAUUUGCAUAACCCAUAUUUUUCCCCCACUCUGUGUUGUAUAUAAGUAUUUUAAUACAAAACUGUCUCUA